GACAAGAUUUGACGAUUGUAAGAAGCUCCUCAUACUCGUUAAGGGUUCUUAUUUUUUUUUUACUUCGAUGUUACUCAGUCAUUUUUAUCAAUUUUCCUCGUGUAUAUCAUUAAAUUGUGAGGAUUGUGAUUGAAUUAAACAGUGCAAAAUGCGUCUUUCAGAUGAAAAGUUGUCGCGAAAAAUAAUAAUGAGAAUUAUUUUAAUUGCUGGUGUUAUACUUUUCGCUAUCGUACUGUGCUUACUAAUAGUAAUGUCAAUUAUAAUGCAUGAAGAAGAAUCAAUUAUACUACAAAAACCAAAUAUUGUGGUCAUUUUGUCGGAUGAUCUAGGUUCUCAUGAUCUAAGCUUAAGAGGCAAUAAUCAAAUACUAACGCCGAACAUCGACGCCCUAGGCUAUCAGGGAAUUAUCUUACGACAUCAUUAUACAUCUGCAAUGUGUACACCUUCAAGAGCUGCCUUUUUAACUGGAAAAUAUCCUAUUCAUACCGGAAUGCAACAUUCUGUAAUACUACAGAGUGAACCCAGAGGUCUUCCUCUGAAUGAGAAAAUCCUCCCUGAAUACCUCAAAGAAGCUGGGUACAAGACACAUAUUGUAGGAAAGUGGCAUUUGGGAUUCGCAAGGAAAUCUUUUAUCCCAACACAUAGGGGCUUUGACUCUCAUGUGGGCUACUUAGGAUGUUACCUUGAUUACUUUGAUUGCACCUACAUGACCGAUUUCAGACCCAUUGCACCUGGUUUCGAUUUCCGGCACAAUGAAAGUCUGUACAGAGACAGAGUUGGAGAGUACUUACCAGACGUUUUAACUGACGAAGCGUCAAAAAUUAUCUUGAAUCAUAAUUCAACAGAAGGACCUAUGUUUCUUAUGAUGUCUCAAAUAGCUCCUCAUGCAGCAACUCCAAGGGAACCAUUUCAAACAAUUCCAGAAGAUUUUGAGAUGAUGGGACAUAUACAGAAUCCAAAGAGGAGAUCAUAUGCUGCAAUGGUCAGAGCACUAGACCGAUCGGUUGGACAGAUUGUAAAGGCUCUUGAGAAAAAAGAUAUUUUAGAAAAUACUAUCAUCCUGUUUUUCUCGGACAAUGGAGGUCCUACUAUUGGAAUACAUCACACUACCGCAUCUAACUACCCACUUAAAGGGCAAAAAGAUAGUCCAUGGGAAGGUGGACUUCGAGGGACAGCUCUCAUUUGGAGUCAUUUAUUGCGACAACGACACUACGUUUCUGACCAUUUAACCCAUAUUACUGAUUGGUUACCAACAUUUGCUCAUUUGGCUGGAGUUAUGCAUAGUAAAUCAGAAAAGCUCGAUGGCCACAACAUUUGGCCUACCCUUUCCAAUAACAAAUCUGCAACGCGAACAGAAAUCUUGCACAACAUUGAUCCUAUUAUUGGAUACUCCUCAUACUACCGAGAUGGAUGGAAAUACGUAAAUGGAACAACUUCAAAUGGAAUAUACGAUACUUGGCUGGGGGAUAUGCCUCAAGAAAACAGUCCUGAAAGCCUGAACUACUCACAGCUAGUAAUGAACAGCGACGUUUGGUUAGCCCUAAACCCAUUUUCACUCAAAGUUUUAAAGACUACCGAUCUGGAAGCAUUGAGAAGUCAGACUGAAAUCAACUGCGGCCAAAGAAUUCUGAAUUCUACUAACUGUUAUCCACUGAAGGCUCCUUGCCUAUUCCAUUUAAAAGAAGAUCCUUGCGAAAUGAGUAACGUAGCACAUUUAGAACCCAAUACGAUGAAAGAUAUGGAGAAAAGACUUAAUGAACUCCAGGAUAGUGCUGUUACACCAGGAAAUGUUCCAGUUGACUUAAAUGCUGAUCCAGCUUUAAAUGAUUUCCUAUGGACUUGGUGGCUAGACAAAUAGUCAUGAAAAUGCUUAAUUUAUGUAAAAAUAUGUCUUUAAAUGUUAUUAAAACAAUUAAAGCAGUAAGACAGGUAAAAUAAAGUUGUUAAUAAAAUUCUAAAAA
Phlebotomus papatasi is the source of this 1961-nucleotide messenger RNA. RefSeq names its product arylsulfatase B-like. The transcript is spliced from 3 exons. Lineage: Eukaryota; Metazoa; Arthropoda; Insecta; Diptera; Psychodidae. Bases 149 to 1858 code for a protein of 569 amino acids. The record is from RefSeq and is a predicted model, not a curated record.